Messenger RNA from Drepanopeziza brunnea f. sp. 'multigermtubi' MB_m1, 2316 nucleotides. RefSeq lists its product as uncharacterized. Gene Ontology annotation, cellular component: nucleus. Gene Ontology annotation, biological process: DNA-templated transcription. Lineage: Eukaryota; Fungi; Ascomycota; Leotiomycetes; Helotiales; Drepanopezizaceae. The record is from RefSeq and is a predicted model, not a curated record. Gene Ontology annotation, molecular function: zinc ion binding; DNA binding.
AUGUCGAACCCGACCAACAUCUCUCGGACGGAGCCCAUUAUCAUAGCUUCUCGAAAACCUCGCCAGCUGGAACCAUCCAUCGAGACUCCGAACAGUCACCACCUCAACGGCGGAGCUCACCUGUCGUCAAGCAUGAGCAGUACAGCUUCGGGGGAUUCUGAAACAAAUACCAGAAGUCCUACGGACAGGCCGUGUGAUGCCUGUCGGAAACGGGACAAUCCAUGUGCGGUAAACGAGGGGCAGACGAGUUGCGUGCUCUGUCAAUACCAUAAUCAGGAUUGCACUCUUGUACAAAGUCCUCAGCCGCGGAAGAGAAAGCUUAAUACGGAAGGGAAGGAAGAAUCUGUGGCCAAGAGAAGAACUGACGAGAGAAGAAGAUAUCCCACCGAGUCAAGUAUCUCGAGUACGGGAGCAACGAAUUCACUCAUUGAAGAAAUGGCCAAUAUUGGAGGACCGAUACAACUAAAGCGAACUUUGGGCCUUCAGAACGAUCGCCACAGCCAAUACAUCGGGCCAACCACCGACUUUGAGCCGUCGCUUAUCGACUUGUCGCCUUUCGAUCCCCAAGACGAGAGUCUCUUAUCGAGAGGAACUUUGAGAAAAGUCAGCGACGUUGAUACUUUCCUCAUGCUUCCUGACUACACCACUCCUGGUUACGAGCAUGUAAUCGAAGAUGCCGAUGCUAUCGAGGCCCUCGUUGCGCCUCAUGGACCGGCACUCCUCGAGUUAUACUUUCGAAUCAUUCAUCCGUAUUUUCCAAUUCUCCAAAAAGUCGUGUUCUACCAAACGUACAACCGUUCGUACCGGGAGUUCUCCCCGGCAAUUCUGGCUGCUGUCUACAUCCUAGCUAUAAAUUGGUGGGAUCACAGCGAGGAACUUGCCAAUCAACCCAGGCCGGAUAUCGAAGAGUUAGAACGACUAGCCCGAGUCACCCUGGCCGACGCCAUGUAUCGACCCAAACUCUCCACCGUCCAGGCCGGCUUACUCCUUUCCCAACGGCCGGAGGGGGAUCAAUGGGCACCCACGGCUCAACUAGUCGCAAUCGGCCAAGAAUUGGGCCUCCAUCUGGACUGCUCUAAUUGGAAAAUUCCUCCGUGGGAGCGCGGACUGCGCAAAAGACUGGCCUGGGCCUUGUACAUGCAAGACAAGUGGGGGUCCCUGGUUCACGGUAGGCCCUCUCAUAUUUUUGCAACCAAUUGGGCUGUGAAACGUCUAUCGCCUAACGACUUCCCCGAUUUCGAGGUCGAUGAAUCGGAUGUCGAAGAGAGCACCGAGUACGAACGAGGUCGUCUCCUUUUCACACAGAUGAUCACUUUGUCUCAGAUCCUGGCCGAAGUCUUGGAUACAUUCUUCACGCUACAGGCCAUGGCAGCUGUCACCCAAGCUGAUACCCACGGGACAAAUCUCGUACUUCAACUCGCUAAGCCAGUCCAACUCAAGCUUAAAGAGUGGUUUGCAGCUCUCCCUCAGUGUCUACGCAUGGAGUCCUCCGCAGCUCCGGCAAACAGCAAGCAACUCAUCUCAACGGGCUCCCUCCACCUCGCUUAUUUCGCCACGGAAAUCACCCUUCAUCGCCGUAUCAUCCGAUCUCUCGCCCCGGGCACUGCCCCUUCGUCUCCAACCUCGCGAAAUUCAAAACCAGCUCUCGAUCCAUACAUCGUCCACAUCUGUCGCAGCGCCGCCAAAACCCGACUGAUAUCCGCCAUGGAUUUUGUCAACCGUCUCACAUCCUCUCACCUCCGCUCGUUCUGGUACUUUGCCUCCAAGGCAAAUUUCGCUCUGAUAGGAACUUUUGGCUCUUUACUCUGGGCCACAGCACCAGGUAGAGAGGAGGCAGAAUGGUACCGGAGAAGAUUAGGCGAGUACAGAUGGACUCUCGGCGUAUCCAGUAAAGGCGGAGGAGCUGAAGGCGGAGGCAAUGCCCGGCUCACGGAAUUCGCCAUGGGUAUGCUCGAUACCUCCACGGGUCUACUCAAUUCUCUUCCCGAGAAGCCAGCAUUAAGCCGUGUCUGUAGCGAAGCCGAUAAUCUUGGGGCCCAGCAUAGACAGAGGAGUAUAGUCGAAGGCUAUGGCUAUGGAUCUUUCAGUAACGCAGGGGGCUUCGGCAUUGGUGCUGCGAGGAAUGGCAGCGCUGGGCUUUACGGGCUCGACAGAGAGGGGGACGCGGAUACCGGGCUCGCGAUGAGGAGUGGGCUAGAGAGUGGAAUUUCUAGCCCUGGUACGAGUGUGAGCUCGAGUGAAGAGAGUUCAAGUGCUCAUGAGGCGUUUAAUGCACCUCAGGCGCAGGAGGGGCAUCGUACUAAUGAGAGGUGUUGA